Helicoverpa armigera (cotton bollworm) is the source of this 1730-nucleotide messenger RNA. RefSeq lists its product as uncharacterized. The record is from RefSeq and is a predicted model, not a curated record. The transcript is spliced from 4 exons. Lineage: Eukaryota; Metazoa; Arthropoda; Insecta; Lepidoptera; Noctuidae. The coding region runs from base 327 to 1175 and encodes 282 amino acids.
AUGUCAAGAACCGCAUUUAGAUGAAAAUUAAGUAAAUAUAUAAUUUGAUUGUUAUUUUACCUAAAAGCGGAAAGUGUUUAUUGUGUAACCCAAAAAGGCAUAUCUGUUCGUUACACUCCUAGUGUGGCCCCAUGACUCAACAUCUUAUUCAUCUAAUUUUUAGUUAUGACGCAAUAUACAAUAGUCUCGUUCUCGCUCAGUGCGCGUCGGUAGCUCUACCGAAUUGGUGUCUAUGUAUUGAAUUCGAAUAAUAGAAAUAUCUAUACCUACAGAAAAACGGUGUUAUGUUCAAGGAUUGAAAGAAGAACAAUUUUUAUAAACAAGAAAUGGAAAAUAAAGAAUUUCGUGAUUAUGCCGUGGUUAAAAUUUUGCAUCCAAUUCGAACAGACCUUAAUGAAUAUGAAUUCAUACCAAGUUGUUGGAUACAAUUUACAGAUCAAACUAAUUCUAAUGUAGUGAUUCGUUAUCCUGUGGUAGGUAAACUGUUGACUUCUCUAUGGAUCUUGGAAAAAGAGCCUGUUAAAAAUGAAUGGCCAUUAAUUUUUGCGGAAUUUAUAUAUGAAACAGAUGACCAAAUAGACGCGAUGAGAGUUGCAUUGGAAAAGAAAGAAGAAAAAUCACAAUCCAUUACAAAUGAUCAGUUGAAUGAAAAAUCGGAUACAAGAGGUGCAAGAGAAACUUCAUCAACUGCAAAACGAAAUGAAAAGAAGUCAACAAAAAUAAGUUGUAAAAUAGUCAAGCGUAGACUUAGUAAAGCUAAAAGACUUUCUUUGCUUAAUCAAACUAAAUCUAAAAUAAUAGAUUACUUGCAAACUUUGGAGAAAGGAAUUUCUGAAACGAUAUCAUUACUAGAUCAACAGGAUUCUAAUAACCUAAAAGAUCAAUCAGGUCCAACUCAUGAAACAUUAGAUAUUUCACCGAAUCAAAAAGUCGAUGACAUUCCAAGUACUAGUAUUGAAAGACCUAAAAGAAAUAAAAAAACUGUAGAUUACAAAACUUAUUUAACAACUUCAGACGAAUCAUCUGAUUUUGAAGAAUCCGACGACUGCGAAUAUCAAUGCCCGCUAGAAAUUUCUCCCAGCAAUGAUAUGUCAUCUCCAACAGAAAUAGAAUCUGCUAUAUACAUAACUCCUUCAACAUCAAAUUCAUUCACUACAGGAAUUGAAAUCCCUUAGAUUCCUGAUAAUCAAUCAACUGUUGCACCAAAUCAAAAUAAUAAUAAUCAGCUAACAGAUGAAGAACUUUAUGAUAGAUAUUGAAAAUUUGGGCCAAUGCUCUGGAAAGCUGCUUAUGAUAUUAGUUAUUCAGUAAACGAAUCCAUUAUUUGCUUAAACCAAAUGUUUCCCUCGACGAAUAAUAAUAAUAGUACAGUGUCAUCAUAAAAUGUAUCCUCCAAUAUUAUUUAAUUGCUUCUAUUUCUUUACAAAAUAAUAAUAUCCUAUUUAUACAUAUUUGACAUAACCUUUUUUUAAUUUUUAGACUAGGUAUCUAAAUAUUAAAAAAAAAUAAUUAUAAAUUAGGUACAGACAUAGUUUGGAUCUUGAGAAAGGACAUAUGAUAGUUUUUAUUACAAAAAAAUAAAAUAUAUUCCGGUCAUAUAGCGCCAUCUAUUGGUCAAACCAAAAAUCUGCUGGAAGUCACUAUUCGACGCGAACAAACGUGGGUAAAAGCUAGUUGUUAAUAAUACUGAACGAUCUGGUUGUAAACAAACUCGGAGUAUUGUACCCCUA